AUGUCUCGUGUCUCAACUCCACCGCAGACCCCAACCCAGGCAACUCACACUGUUCUGAACGGUCUUACAACUCCUCAAAGCUCCCCAGGGUCUGAUGUCGCUCCCAAAUCCCGAGUUGUCGAGAACUUCCGCCCUAUCAGCGUCAUCAUCAUUGGCGCUGGCUUCUCUGGAAUCUACUGCGGCAUUCGAAUACCUGAACGGCUACGCAAUGUCAAGUUGACGAUAUACGAGAAGAACUCUGGGAUUGGAGGGACGUGGUAUGAGAAUCGGUACCCGGGCUGCGCUUGUGAUAUUCCUUCACACUCAUAUCAGUACACAUUUGCACCCAAUCCUAAUUGGAGCCAGUCGCAUGCUCCAGGGCCAGAGAUCCUCCAAUAUCUCGAGUCUGUCACGAAACGAUACUCUGUAGACCGCUUCAUCAAAACCUCGCACAAGGUGCUUGACGCAACAUGGGAUGAGAAGACGUCCCAGUGGCAUGUCACUGUCAAGAACCUACAGACUGGAGAGAUUUUGGAGGAUAGGGCAGAUGUUGUCAUCAGUGCCCGGGGCACUCUGAACGAGAGAUCCUGGCCUGAUAUCCCAGGACUCCAGGACAUGAAGAUCCCGGUCAUGCACUCUGCGUCUUGGGAUGAGAGUGUCAACUUCGAGAACAAGAGAAUUGGUAUCAUCGGCGGUGGAAGCAGUGCGAUUCAGAUCAUCCCCAAGUUGCAGAAAUUACCUGGGACUAAGCUCAGCUGCUUUGUUCGAAGCAAGACAUGGAUUGCCAAGCCAAUUGGCGAAUCUGUGAUGAAGAGUCUUGGAAUAGAUGACGAAGUCUUCUCCCCUGAGCAAAGAAAGAAGUUUGCAACGGACCCUGAGUAUUAUCUCAACUUUCGAACUGCUAUUGAAAGAGAUGGCAACUCGGCUCACUCUCUCACCAUGAAGGACUCCCAGAUGCAGAAGCUUGCACGGGAGGACCUGAUCGUACUCAUGCGAAAGAAACUGGAGAGUAAACCGCAUAUCUUUGAGUCGCUGCUGCCAGACUUUGGCGUGACCUGUCGACGACUGACACCUGGCCCUGGAUAUCUUGAAGCCCUCACAGAAGACAACGUUGAGUUCAUCAGUACGCCCAUCGCCAACGCGACAGAAACAGGUCUAGUUCUACAAAGCUCAGAGGAGAAGAAGCUGGACAUUCUGGUCUGUGCCACUGGGUUUCAAACCUCUGCUCCUCCACCAUUCCCAGUGGUUGGGAAGAAUGGCCAGACGAUGCAGCAACGAUUCGAGCCAUACGCAGAGACUUAUCUAUCCCUUGCCACAGAUGGAUUCCCCAACUACUUCAUGAUGUUGGGUCCGAAUGCGGCAAUCGGCACGGGCCCUCUCACAACCAUGAUCGAGAGGACCGGGGACUACAUCGUCAAGUGUAUACGGAAACUCCAAAAGGAGGGUAUCUCGAGCAUGGAGCCAAAAGCGACACGAGUCAAAGACUUCUCGCAUAUAAUCGACGAGUACUUCAAAGGAACAGUCUAUCUCGAUAGGUGCAGCAGCUGGUACAAGAACAAGGGCGGCAGAGGUGACCGCAUCACAGGUGUGUGGCCAGGAAGUGCGCUGCACGCCAUGGAGACUCUGCGUUCGCCCCGCUGGGAGGAUUUUGACUACGUGUACAGUGAGGAUGGUGCUGGGAAAGAGGCCAACAGGUUGGCUUGGCUUGGAGAUGGGUGGUCUGCGGCGCAAGUUGACCCUGGGGAAGGCGAGCUGGCGCAUUUCUUGCAGCCGGAGCUGAUUGACAUUCCAUCAGAGCCUUUUCCAGAGGAUACCCCUGUGUUCAGGAUGCUUCCGUUCUCUCAUUAG
Molecule: messenger RNA, 1827 nt
Organism: Fusarium keratoplasticum
Lineage: Eukaryota; Fungi; Ascomycota; Sordariomycetes; Hypocreales; Nectriaceae
Exons: 5
Coding region: 1-1827 (608 amino acids)
Source: RefSeq, a predicted model, not a curated record